Pochonia chlamydosporia 170 is the source of this 1932-nucleotide messenger RNA. RefSeq names its product low temperature requirement A protein(LtrA). The transcript has 4 exons. Bases 1 to 1932 code for a protein of 643 amino acids. Lineage: Eukaryota; Fungi; Ascomycota; Sordariomycetes; Hypocreales; Clavicipitaceae. The record is from RefSeq and is a predicted model, not a curated record.
AUGUCCUCCACACCAGGCACGCGGCGUAGGCCACCCCAAGAAUUCACCCUCCCCUCGGGCAAAAAGGUUAUCGCUGCAUCCUCAGAAGCUAUACCUUCGCUUCGCCAGCAAUACUCCCAAGGCAAUGACGAUGUCGAGAUUGUAAUCCAAGGUUCAGCCGAACACACCAACUACCUCAAGCAAAGCCGCCAACACCAUGAAAGCCGUCGUGCACAGCUAAAGGAGCGACACGGCGCCGCAUUUGAUGAAUGGGAACAUGUCCAGAACCAACUAAACAGUGUGUCUGCCCAAUUGUCGCGUAUAUCAACAAGCUCGUCUGGCCUGCAUGGGAACUAUAGCAAGUUUGGCUACAAUGCAGGUGUGAGAACGUACGAUGACGGCGAGCAGGAUGAGGGCAAUGCACCAGGAGGAGGGGGGAAUGCAAAUGAGACGCAUCAUGAGGGAUAUCGACAGGCGUCAACGAUCAAGUUGGCCAAGCGACCUGUUGUGAGGCAGUGGUUUCAUGGGAAUGUCUUGUGGAGAGGGUCGGAGCAGACUGAGAUUAUGGCUGUCGAGCUCUUCUUUGAUCUUCUCUAUGUUGGUAUUAUUCACAGCAAUGGCGAGCACAUGUCGGAAGAGCCGAAUGGCGAGGAACUGCUGCGUUUCGCCGUGACAUUCAUCAUGUCAUGGAAAAUUUGGACUGACAUCACCAUGGCACUCAGCUGGUUUGAAACCGACGACGUGAUAACCAGACUAGAGAUUCUAUUUGAAAUCGCCUGCCUAUUGGCCUUCACCACCAAUAUGACGAAUUGCUUCGUCGACGAUCCAGCACACAACACCUACACCCAACUCGUAUCCUUCUACCUCGCCGCACGGCUUCUCUUCGCAGCCCACUACGCCGUAGUCGCCUACCUGGUCCCCAUGAUCCGCGGCGUCAUGCUCACAUCCAUUAUCACCAUCCUCGUCCCAUCAGCACUCUGGAUAGCCAGCAUCCACGUCGACAUGCCCGGCCGUCUAGGCUUCAUCUGGCCCGCCCUCGCGCUUGACAUGUACGGAUCAGGAAUCUUCACCGGACUGUUCCGCUACGCCCGCAGCGCCGGCGCAGAUACAUCCAUGGGCAAAAAGCUAAACAAGCUGUUCGAGUUCUUCCCCGCCAUGAACAUCGAGCACAAAGUCGAGCGGAUGAAUGCCUUUGUGUCCCUAGUCCUGGGCUACUCCGUCGUAGGAAUCUUAUUCCAGUCCAACGGCGGCUACAACGUCAAUGCCUUCCUAGGCAAGGCUGUUCUGGGACUCAUGCAGGCCUUCUUCUUCAACUGGAUCUACUUUGACGUAGACGCCAGCACAAUCAACGUUCACGCCAUUCGCCAUUCCGCCAACGGAGCAAUCCUCUGGCAGUUCGCUCACCUCCCCUUCAUAAUGGGCUACAUAGUAGCCACGUCCGCCCUCUCCACGCUCGUCCUAGCCCUCGACGUGCCCAACACGGAGCGCGACCAGCUCCUCCCGCCGUACUCGGAACGCGCAGAAGACCAUUUGAGCAGCGGCGUCCGUUUCUUCUACUGCCAGGGUCUCGCUGUUGCGCUUCUCUCCAUGGCCGCCAUCUCCCUGAGCCAUUCGCACCGCACGCCGCAUGCGAUGCGCCUCUCCAAGACAGUCCGCCUGAUCAACCGCGUGCUCGUCUGCAUCAUCAUGUUCCUGCUCCCCAUGGCGACGCACGUGAAUAGCCUGUCGCUCAUUUCCAUCACGCUCGGCCUGACGUCGUAUGUGUUGAUUGUUGAACUGUGGGGGAAGUCUUGCAAGGAUGAGAGUUUCUUUCCUGGGAGGCGUGAUGAGUCCAAGAUGCGGGCUAUGGCGGAUGCGAAGAGGGCGGAGGCAAGGGGCGUGGAUAAUCCUAAUCCGGGGCAGGUUGGUGCUGAUAGAAUGCCUGUUGAUCAGAGUGAUAAGACUGCGUUUUGA